Molecule: messenger RNA, 9502 nt
Organism: Danio aesculapii
Lineage: Eukaryota; Metazoa; Chordata; Actinopteri; Cypriniformes; Danionidae
Gene: c7h4orf54
Product: chromosome 7 C4orf54 homolog
Exons: 3
Coding region: 435-4727 (1430 amino acids)
Source: RefSeq, a predicted model, not a curated record
CUCGUCUGCAGUAUGUAACAAAACACGGUGAACAUAACAUCCUCGAGCUAAAAUAGCCGUUUUCGCAUUUCGUCAUCUGCUCUAAAUUUGCAGUCAUAUGCAUUUUAGAUGAGCGCGCGCCACACAACAAACCUGUGUCAUGGAAGACUCUGUCUGUCUUCAAAUAUACGCGUCUUUACGAGGAUAUCCAUAACAUAUUUUUUGAGAAAGUAUAGGCUAUACAGUAGGGUGAGAGCAGUGUCGUUUCUCUCGUGUGAAUGUGUGGGGCGCGUGUAAAAUGACCGAACUAACAACUGUGGGUGAGGAAGGCAGAGCAGAGCCAAAACUCCACUAGGAUUGGACAUCAGGCGGUGCUGUGGAGGAUUCCCGGGGAUUGCUGUGACUCCUAAAACACUUGAGCUUUUAAAACAGCAGCUUAAUCACCAAUAAACCCAAUGGCAGCAUCGGAGAAAACACUCAUUUACCGGGAGGACACUGAUUGUUUUAAGAACUUGCUUUCUAAAACAGACAUGCGCAUGAUCGCCGCGCAACAAGAGUCAAACUAUGUGGAUCUGAAUGACUUGUUGGAGCUGAGAUUGGAUGAUACAAAAACAGCAACUUUUAACGGCGACUCGAAUCAAAUUGCAGCUAAUAAAAGUGCCAGUGGCACGAGCGAUUCACAAGAAGAGCGGCGCGCUGAAAAAAUCAAUGAUUAUAAAAGCACACCGGAGGAGGACAGCGCGGAAAAGUCGAGCUCCUUUGAAACAGCGACUUCGGAAGUACCUCAAGUUGAUGACAAAGAUGCAGAUUCUGUCGGGGAUAAACCCAAAUCUCCAGAUCUGAAUAAUGAACAGUACAACGACGUUUAUAUGAGCAGCAAAAGUGAAUCGGAUGAUGAGGCCACUGUGGUGCUUUCGGACCACGACACGUCUGAAGUGCGCGAGGAUGAGUCCCACUACAUCACAACUCACGAAAUCCAGCUUUUAGAGUUGGACCACGAUGUGGAUUACGACAUCGAGACGGGAUCCAGCUGGGAUCUGGAGGACGAUCUCCGGGUUUACACGUUUGUCGAUUAUGCGUCUUUUGACAGUGAUGAAACGCUGGAGGCAAAAGAGGCGAGCGUGACAGGCAACCAGAGCGCAGCAGUGGUCAGCAGUAAGCCUGAAAGCAAUCUCUGUGACGCGGACAAAUGUGCCAGCUCAGAUGAGGGCCUGUCUAAAAAGCAAAAUACAGCAGGGCAGAUUCACCUGUCAAUCAAAGCCACUUCCCGCGCAGUGAAUGACAAGGGCAACAAGCAAAAUCAGGCAAAAGACAUAAGUCGGUUUGUUUUGAGAGGAGUGGAUGUAAAGGGGGAGAAAGUGUGUGAUAACACAAAGUGUUUCAUUGCUGUGCCAGGGCGCUUGCACUUUGGCAGCAAACGAAAAAGCAAAGAUGUGAACGAGUAUUCCAGUGGUUCGUCCAGCGCGGUGAGCGAGCUGGAUGACGCGGAUAAGGAAGUGCGUAAUCUCACUGCCAGGGCUUUCAAAAGUUUGGCGUACCCAUAUUUUGAUGCAAUAAACUUCAAUACUUCUAGUGAGUCUUCAGUCUCGGAGCAUGGGCCAGGAAUCAACAGCUGGUCAGCGUUUGUUGAUUUUAAAUAUGGCAAGGGGAGAGAUCAAAACUUAGUGGCGCAUAAAGGCUCCACGUCUAAUUUCCAUUUCACUAAAAAGAGAGACGGUAAGGCGAUAACAGGGUUGACGUUAACCAGCAUGCGAGCGCCCCCAGUCGAGAUUUUUGCUCUGAACGGCAAUUUAGUUGGGCACAAAAACUCAUCGUCCACCACAAAAAAGAUUGAGCUCAUGGGAAAGUUCUCACAGGGGCAAAGCGGGCUCAUAAGAUUGACAGAAACACUUAAUAUUCGAAGUAAUGUCAAAUCUGGGCACCCUGUAAACGAAAGCACUGAAGGAUCACGUUCCACAGAUGAAGUUACAAACACCUUGCCAAGCGCUCAAGGGAGUGAGGCCAGCAAGCCACCCUGCAAUGCAGGGGAAACCAUGGAAGACACGCACAAGAAAGCCAUAUUCGCAUCGAGCCUCCUCAAAAAUGUCAUUUCUAAGAAAAUGCAGUUCGAGCAGGAGCGCAAAAUGGAGAGGGGCGAGAUAUGCGAGACGCACCACGCGCCCUCUCCAUGUUUCGCCACGCACGAGCACGAAGCGCAGAGAGAGAAAGCGGCCAGGAGAGACUCCAAAGGUCUGCAAAGGCAAAGCUCGAAGUUCUCCGAGGCAGACUCCGACUUCACGAUCGUCUGCGUGGACGAUCUGGGCGACAUAGUAGAUGGUAAUUCAAGCGAUGCCAAAGACGACGGGCGCAAAGAAGAGAGCGCGUCGGAAACCAAUUUAGAGUCGGCGAAUGAUACUAAAAAAGGAGCAUUCGAAGCAUCCAAAAGCACGCUGCUUCGAAGCCAAAAUAGCGCGUUCAGAUCUUGGAGGGACGGCGAGCUAGAGUUUCAAAAGGAACAUAAAAACGACAAAACUCCUGAGGGAGCACCGCUGCGCGAGCGUCCGGCGGAGACCAACUUCUGCGUCGGUUCGGUGAUCGGCAACCACACUAAAAUGUCACAUUUGUUUGUGCCAAGUAUCCAGCUUCCGUGCGCGGAGAGAGACCUCAGGAAACCACCGCCGAAUGUGAACUAUCAAGGAGAGAGCGGGGCUGUGAAGUGUCGCUCGAACACCCUCUAUGUGUCAGACGCCACGCGCAGCGCGGUGACCUCAAAGUCGCCCGAAAUCAAAAUAAGUUUGCGGAGCGUGCGGGACAACAAGAGCGACCCGUUCAACAUCGCCAAGCUCCUGACGCCAAACGUAGGCUGCAAGACAGCCGAUGACGCCAGAUGUCAAGCGCUCGCCGCGGCUUUCAAGGGUGAGUCUGACAAAGUGCCACACUUUAUAGUCAGAGACAUUAGAGAUAACAAGCAAGGCAAGCUGCAGACUCCCAUUCACCAGGUUAGAGACGUGCGCAAACUGGUAAAGAGCUCCUAUCACUUUGUGUCUUUAGAUAACAACGAUAACAAAUCAAUGCACUCGACUUGCGAUGGAGAGCAGAAAACAUUAAAGCAGAGUCCUUAUCUGAACUCAUCCCCUCUUACACCCAUAGUCAUUAAAUGCCAGUCUGUGAAUACAAAUAGCAACGUGAAGCAAGCCGGAAAUUUAAUAGAGCCCCCCAAGAGACGAUUUCCAGAGGAUCUAGUUGAAACUGACAGGUCCUCUCCUCAUGCUGCUGCAGCUAACAGGCUGCCAAAGCAAGAGGUUCCAGCUGAAUUAAAAACUGAGACGAGUGCAAAAAACCAAGACAAAACAAGCGACACCAGCGAGAAAAAACAUGAAUACAAGAAGCCCAACCAAGCUGCUUUUGAGAAACUGCAAGCCGCCGUCAAAACGAUGGAGCAGCUGUAUGUUUUUGACAGGAAUGAGUGGAAGAGAAAGACAGAGCCACGUCCGCUAACAGACAGCCACGUGCUCUCGCUUAUCACCACUGAGGAACACACCAUAGAGGAUCAGGAAGUAAACACACCUGCUGAUCGCUUCCUGAGACGAGAUUCAAACUCAAACUUGAUUGAAACUCCAACAAAAAAGGAUGACAAGCCACCAGGCACUCCCCUCACCCAGGAGCAAAAUGGCCCCAAAACACUCCUGCAGCUAUCAGGAACGCCAUGUAAGCAUAUUACCCGGAAACCUGCAGCCACAAAAGCACCGCAAACCCACAUUUCAUCACCAGCAUUCAAAGUGGUGACACCCAAAUCACCAAAACUACCCGUAUCCUUGAAGAUAUCCCAGCCAAAACGUGCACUUGAAGAGAGGGAGAGACCCAACGGCAGUGAAACUCAGUUUGCACCUCUCCAGUUCACCUCCAUAGCAGAUUCAGAGAACUACUUAACCAUCCCUGUGAAGCCUCAUGCCAUGUCCGCCAGAAAGCAAACCACAGGCAAAACGGCUCUCUACACAAUCCCAUCUGGAGGAGGUAAACCCCAAACGGCCAGUCCGCCUUCCUACCUGGUUCACAGUGACAUCAUCAGUCACCCGUCACCAAAACGGUCAUCUUUUGUAAUGGAGACACAGUCCCCAGAUACCGCCACUAUUUACCACACACCCCUGCCUGUCCCAAUGCAGGCUGCUCAGCCUCAAGUCAUCUGUUUCUCCCCUACAGUCCAACCCUCCCCUGUACCGACAGAGCACUUCCAGGCGACCCAAAGAAAGAUGCUGCUGGAUCCCACUACUGGAAGCUACUAUUUAGUGGACACUCCAGUCCAGCCAGCCACCAGGCGUCUAUUUGACCCAGAAACGGGGCAGUACGUAGACGUCCCAAUGCCACCGCAGCCUCCCAUGACCCCCGUCCCACUUCCGAUAUCCCCUCUCGCCCUUGGCCCGGGAGCUUACGGCCACACCUACAUGUUUUACCCGGGAUACAUGCCAACCACAAUGAUCCCCACGCGCACUAUUCAAUCCCAGCUCUCUAUGCAGUCCGAAGCAGAUGAUGUGGAUAAAGCCCAUUCUCACAUGGGGCAGCAGGAGGAGGGAGCUUAUAUAGAGAGGCCUUACUAUAUGCCGUCUGGGAAGUCGUCACAAUCGAGCAGCAUGGCUCAACAUGUUACCACCAGCAGACUGGCCAAUAGCAAGCAGCCCGUCAUCAGCAUCACAUCUCAGCAAGGGCCGAGGAUCAUCGCUCCACCCUCAUUCGACGGCACCACCAUGAGCUUUGUGGUGGAGCAUAGGUAAAGCCCCACUCACCUGCAGCAAGCAUAAAGAAUACAAGUUUGGAAUGACAUGAUGGAGCCACGUGACAUCUCCUUUUCGCUGAGUUUGGUGACUUUAUUUACUUUAUUUUGGGAUCUUCUUCAUUUUCUUCAUCAUGACAUCGCACAAUUCUUUAUGUUUGCCCAUUAUCUGCUUUUGUUUUUGUUUAUGUAAUCUUGUUUUGUUUUAGAAAUCUGCUUUUCUUAACUUUUUGUGAAAGUGGAUGGGUUUUUCAGGAUUCAUUUUUUUUUUAAUUCCUGCACAUUUACUGCAUCGGUUAUUGUUUAAAAGAAAAAGAAAACACUUUAAGCACCUUCAGAAUGAUGUCAGUGAAAUAUGUUAAAGCAACUCAAUCUCACGGCAAUUCAUAACGUUUUGAUUUAGUGGCUAAUUCAGAUAAAUUCAUAUGAUCUCAUUCGUACAAUUUAGUAUGAUAUGCUCAUCCCCCAAUGACGGUUGGGUUUAGGGGUGGGAUUGGGUGCCACGUCUCCUAUUUAAAAGCGUACAUUUUCAUAUGACUGUAAAUGUAAAAUAUUUACGUUUGCUUGUGAGAUCAUGCUGGUGAAAGAGAACGACGUCUAUCUAGCAAUUUAAUAAAAUCAGGCAAUAAAUAUGGUCACAACUUUGUAAUUUGCAGUAUGAAACAAUAAUAUUUUUGAGCUUUGUUUAAACAGUACACUAUAAAAAGUAAUAAGUUACUUAAAAAGUGAGUAAACCUGUAGCCUUAAAAGCGUCAAGUUGACUUAACUUUAAAAAGUGAGUAAACCUGUUUACUUAAUAAUAGUAAGACAACAUGUUUACUCACUUUUUACAGUAAAUUCAACUAAUCGUUUUUUAUGCUUGAUUCAAUUGAUAGUUUUCAGUGCAGAGACCUGGCGGGCAAAAAAAACAAAACAAUAGGCUGUAAUGGCAGCUACACUGGGAUCUCCAUAGGAACGCAGCACAAAUUGCUCAUAUUUCCAUCUGUUUCAAGCUACGAAUAUUUGGAUCACAUAUCAACAGAACGAAACCGAGAUAUGAUCACAACCUGAAAAUUGUGGGCACUUGCGAUAUAUUCUGCACCUGCAGCCAUAUUUUAAUCAUUUAAAACCUUUACAACCCUGUCAGAGCUCCAAUUCGGCAAUAUUUACAUCUAUCUUGUGGAUAUUCCUCAGCAAUUUAGUCAUUGGGGAUGGCGUUAUAGCACAUGAGUGUCUGCUUUUAAACUUGGUGUUGGUUUGUUUUGCUUAGAUCCAUAUUUGCUGGUAGGGAAAAUCUGUUCGUUCACUUCUGCUUUUUAUACUUGGCUUUGUUUUUCAAUUUAUUCUUUAAAUGCAACUUGGAAAAUAAAAUAGAAACUGUAUAAAAAGCAUACAACAGCACUGACAGUUUAAGAUAUCAUAGAUUGUUAUGGGUAAAUGAUGCUACCUUUUAGCACAAUUUCUCCUUUCUGGCUGUUCUUUCUAUGAAGGAAUUCUGUUGAAGCACAGCCCAGGCAUGUCUCCUCCCCGGUUAGUAAUGCUUUAUGUUAUUGCACAAUAGUUAUCCGGCUUUUUGGCCAAAAAAGGGAGAAAAUACUCAGUCCGUGACUUGGCGGGCAGUAGCAGACAGUAAUUUUUUUGCCUGCCAGGGGAGCAUUGAAAACUAUCAAUUGUGGCACUAAUAAAAAUAUAGGCUCUGUGAAAAACUUAAAUCCAUGGAAACUUUAAAAUGCACUAAAGUUUCUUUACAAUGGUAAAAAAGUUUAUUUGGAUUUUUAAAAUGGUUUAAAAAGGUUUAAAAUACAAAAAAAAUAUUAAAAACUCUUACUUAUAUUGUAAGAGUGUAUAACACUAUGUGAAUUUUAUGCCCAACGUCAACUUUUUAUGUGCCACUUGCAAAGUUCAUAUGCCUUUCAACAUAUUCCAUUUGAUAGUGCUUGAACACAAACACUCGACACAUAAAAAUAUCCAUUCUGGCCCAAUUGUCUGCAUUUUCCUCUCCAAAAAUGACAAGCUGCAGAAAAGUCAUUGUACUCAUUGUACUUAAAUUACAGUUUUACCAAUAAACCAAAUCACCAGUGUGUAAGUAUAGCUACAGUAUAUAUCCAAUGCUGAUCAAUUAAAAUAAAAGACUUGCUAUAUUAUAUCUAGGCACCUAUGUUGGUAAAUUAUUAUUUGUUGGUUUUAAACAGGUUCUCUAUAAUGUAAAAUACAUAUAAUUUGUCCUGAUAUCCAUCAUUCCUUGACCGAUAAACUUCUCGUGACCUUGAUUCUCAACACUCUUCCUUGAGAGCUUAAUGAUUUACAGUUUUAUAUUGUAUUUUUUUAUUUUUUGCUGUUGUUUUUGCGCUGGUAUUUAAUAGGCCACACAUUAUGAUGAUAUAUGAUGUGGUGAAUGGGGUGUUUUAGGGGAUUAUGAUAUUCCUCUAUUAUCUCACAAUACCAGUGUGGUUUGAGUGUGUAUGAGAAUGUGUUUACCAAGUCAUUUUGAUCUGGUAUCGGAGUUUAAUCUCGUGGCAGCAGUGAUAAUGAGUCAAUGUCAGGUGAAUUGAUUUCAGGGGAAGAAGUGAAAGAUAUUCGAAGGUAUUUCAUGUAUUUUUCAAUAUAUAGAAUCUGUUUGGAACGUAACCGUUUAGCAUCAAGUCAAAAUGUCCUUAAUUUCAAGAAUAUUCAGAAUAUGCUGAAUAAUAAAUGAAUGGUUCAAGUAGUUUACAAUCAGGGUUUUCAGUUUUCUUUGCAAUUCAAAAUGCAAUUUGAUAUUCAUUAUAGUACAUUCUGUGUCUUAUUCAUGAUAAACUUGCAAUAUUUCAUUUAAUUAAACAUAUUUAUAAAAAAUAUAUGGGCGACCAGUAUUAAAAACAGAAUAAAAUGUUUAGAAUUAUGUAAAAAUAAAUAAUAUUAAUUUAGCAUUUUAUUAAUUUAGCAUUUUAUUAUUACCUUUUCUUCAGAAAAACAAUCUCUGGUUCCCAAAGAAUAUUUCAGUUUUUGUUUUUUGUAUUUUUAGUGUGGAAAAAAACAUUUUAAAAGUCUAAUGAACUUUUUUUAAUGGAAAGUUUUCAUGGAUUUGCUAAUAUGUAAAACACCGCAGUACGUUUUCAAAAUCUUAAUGAUAAACAUUGUAAACAUUCUUUACAACCAAAGACUAUAACCUAAAACACAAGAUAUGUCACUCCUAUAGUUUUUAAUGGGGAAAAGUGUAAUGGUGCCUUCAUACUAGACACGGAUGAAGCGUUAAGUGCGAGUGAUUUACAUGUUAAGCCAAUGCAAAGACGUGAAUAGUCAUCCUGCAUCCCGAUUCAUGGGAAUGAGGCAGCGUGAAUGAAGUGGUGCGGGUUAAGCGUUUUACACGUCAAAGUUGAAAAAUCUGAACUUCAGCAGACAUUCACGCCGUGUUAACGAAUCAGGAGCUUUAUCUUGUAGGGGUGUGAUUAUGACAUAGUGCCUGUUGUUGGUGUCCCCAGGAGACAUCCUCUUGCUGACACAGGACAACAGCUCUUCAAAAUGGGCUUGGCUAUGUAGGAAGCACCGCUUAAAGUCUCCAUCAUUUAGGUGAAAUUUCUGAACUCACAGAGCUGGGUGCACCACUGAAAAAAUCUAGUGGACUUAGACACAGUGCCAAACGAAUAUAUGCUGUCUUUCAGCCUUCCUAAAUCACAAGGCACAGCUAUUCUCUCUAUAAAAUUCAUGUUAGCCAAUUAGCAAAAAAUGAAUUUGAUGCUUGAAUGAAGCGAGUAAACUCAAAAUGUCCUUUUACGUGUGAAAAGCGUGAUUUAUUUGUGCGUCCCGUGUCUGGUGUGAACACAGCAUAACUGUCAAUAUGGCGAAUGAAGCCCCUCCUUCUAGUACAGGAGCCAGUCAUUGAACACUAUAGACUGUAAUUCUCCAGGGGAGGGAUUCGGACCACACAUGAGUUUCUGCAGAUUCUGUGAGAUUUGAACAUUUAGAAAUUAAACUAUUAGACAGUUGUUGUUUAACCUUAUUGGUGAUUCCUAAUGUGAAAUUUAAUUGCUUGGCAAGCAAUUUUGGAGAAUUUGAUGUUUCCCCAUUCAAACAAAAUGCUUGAGCAUACUGCUCGAGAAGCCUUUCAAAAAUGGUCCCUGAGUGAAUUACUUGCCUUAAAGGGACUUUGACGCGACUGACAUAAUUCUGAAUCUUUGAAUAACUGUCAAUACAUUUGGAUCCUGUUUUAUCUCUGUCCCUUUUUUGAUGCAUCUAGUUUGUUUUUAAUAACUCGUGUUUGUGAAUUCGUUGAUUAUUUCAGCUGUUGGAGCUGCUGGCCAGUCCGUUAAGCUGACUUUUGAGAAUGUUUGAUGUGGCACUUUCUUUAAAUUGAUACAAACAUCCAUUCAGAGUGUUUCAAUUCAGUGACAAGUUUACUUAAAGGUAUUUUUUAAGCAAAAUAAGUGUAUGAAGUGUAACGCUAAAUGUUUUUGUUUGUUAUGUGCUCCAUGUUGGUUUUGUGCAAAGGAGCUCCUAAUGAUGUAAGGAGUCAAAUGAUGUCAUAAGAUGACAUUUGAAAGUGGAUUAUUCCUGUAAUAGCCGGUGUAAUUAUAAGCAUUAACUGUUCACUUGAUCAGUGAUGUCUGAAUGAGACUGAAGUGAUGAUAAAGUUAUGUUGCGAAGGUUAGAGGUACGUUUGAAGAUGGAUAUAGGUGAAAUAUUGGAUGAGAAUAUACAUCAUUGAUGUCUAGAAAGAAUAAGGAUUGAGGUUCAAAACAAAAGAAUGCAAAAAGAAAAAAAAAAACGAGAAAUGCAUAUUGGUUUGAAGUUACAGGAAAAAUAAAAAUUGUACUUUAA